UGCCCCGAUGAACGAUUUGGACUUUUCUGCCGAGAGAAAUGUUUCUGCUCAAAUAAUGCAACAUGUCAUGCAAUCACUGGAAACUGUACUUGCCUUCCAGGAUGGAUCGGCCCGCGUUGUAAUCUACCUUGUCCAAUUGGACAUUAUGGUCGACACUGUGCAGAAGUAUGCAGCUGUAGCAGUAAUGGUCUUUGCGAUCAUAUCACUGGUGAAUGCAGAUGCAAUGAAGGUUGGACAGGUCCUCGAUGCGAAAAGCCAUGCUCCGCUUCCAUUGCAAGAUCAUUUGGCUUGUCAUGCAGAUCCAUUUGUAACUGUGCCAAUAAUGCAAGCUGCGAUUCUAUCUCUGGUUAUUGCCAAUGUGAUUCCAUUCUUGGCUAUACUGGUGAAUUUUGCGAGCAACCAUGUAAAGAAGGACAUUGGGGACCAAAUUGUAAUUCUACCUGUUUCGAUUGCAGACAUGGAUCUCAUUGUGAUCGAUUUACUGGUCGAUGUAUCUGCACUCCAGGCUACAUUGGGCCUAAAUGUGAGCAACGUUGCCCACGCGGUCGUUGGGGACUUGACUGCUCGCAGAAAUGCAACUGUCAAAAUGAUGGCCAAUGUAAUCACAUUGAUGGCAAAUGUAUCUGUCUGCCAGGCCAAGUAGGUGGUCAAUGUGAACGCUCAUGUGGUGAGGACCGAUUUGGCAUCGAUUGCUUUUCACAAUGUCAAUGUGAACCAGCUCUUGGCGAUCACUGUGAUAUUGCUACUGGCCGUUGUCGAUGUCGAGCAGGUUUUACUGGAGAAAAAUGUGAUCAGCCUUGUUCUAAUGAUAAAUUUGGGCCCAAUUGCCAAUACGAUUGUCGAUGUAAAUUUGGUGUUUGUAAUAAGGAAACAGGCGCUUGCGAUUGCCAGUAUGGAUGGUAUGGACCAACAUGU
Trichoplax adhaerens is the source of this 915-nucleotide messenger RNA. RefSeq lists its product as uncharacterized. Gene Ontology annotation, molecular function: scavenger receptor activity. The annotation marks the transcript as partial. The record is from RefSeq and is a predicted model, not a curated record. NCBI's taxonomy places the organism in Eukaryota, Metazoa, Placozoa, Uniplacotomia, Trichoplacea, Trichoplacidae. The transcript has a single exon.